This is a messenger RNA of Paramecium sonneborni, 740 nucleotides long. NCBI's taxonomy places the organism in Eukaryota, Ciliophora, Oligohymenophorea, Peniculida, Parameciidae. The record is from the annotation of a GenBank genome assembly.
AUGUAUUAUAAUUAUUACUCUCGUAUUCAUUAUGUCUAACCUUAAUAAUCACAAUAAUCUUACAAUCCAUAUCUUGUCUCUCCUAGAAUCUCUGUAAAAUAUUCCAUUCUAUAUUAUAGAUCAUACCUACUUCCAUUAAACAAAUGAAAGAUCCUAUAUAAAUACCCUAUAAUUAAGAUAUCAUGAAAGCUACUUAAAAGUGGCUUAACUAACUCGUCAUACUCAUUACAAAUAACGAUUAGAAGAUAUUUCUACUCUAUUUCAUAUAGAGUUAUAUCUUAAAUAUGAAGUUGGUUGCAUUUAUAGAGGAUAAGGAAUACCACUAUCAUAAAGACAUGGAAUAGGAGUUCUAAUUAUAUACUUAAAAUUCAGAAGUCUAUUCUGAAGAAUGGUUCAAUAAUCUUUAUGAAGGAUUUGGAAUUCUAAUCAAUCAAUCCCAAUACCUUAUUAAACAUAAAAUAAAUCCUUAAAAUUUAAAUACUAUUGAAGAUGGAAUACUUUUAAAUCAAAUAAAAUGUAUGGUGAAGGAAUACUAACACUUAAAAAUAAUUAGAAAUUUGUAGGUCGUUUUUAUGGUGAUUACAUCAUUCUUGGAAAUUGGUUUGAAGGAAUUUUAAUCUGAUAAUUUCUAUUUUACUGCUCCCUAUCUAAUUUACAUUUUCUAUUAAAAUUAUACAUAACUCUAUAUUUUUAUUAUCAUAUCAACAUUAUUCUCUUCUUUUUCAUUAUUCUCAUCUUGA